Molecule: messenger RNA, 219 nt
Organism: Drosophila ficusphila
Lineage: Eukaryota; Metazoa; Arthropoda; Insecta; Diptera; Drosophilidae
Exons: 1
Coding region: 1-153 (50 amino acids)
Source: RefSeq, a predicted model, not a curated record
AUGAAGAGCCUUCAGUUUUCUUUGUUCUUAAUCAUAUCUACGGCUUUAUUGGGAGCUUUUCUCGGAGAGGCCAGGGUUUGGCUGCCCCCACCGCCACCAGGAAAGAAUCCUUUUGAUAUAAGACCUUCGCCAUUUAAUCCGAGCAAGGGUUAAAUAAAGAAUAAUAAUAAUAUAAAAGAAACUAAAUAAAUGAAACCAUUUAUUGUGAAAAAACUUUAA